Saccostrea cuccullata (small rock oyster) is the source of this 549-nucleotide messenger RNA. Its product is annotated as microcephalin-like. Gene Ontology annotation, biological process: mitotic cell cycle. The transcript is spliced from 3 exons. The annotation marks the transcript as partial. The record is from RefSeq and is a predicted model, not a curated record. NCBI's taxonomy places the organism in Eukaryota, Metazoa, Mollusca, Bivalvia, Ostreida, Ostreidae.
UAACUUCCGCAGCGCAAGUUUCAAAAAGAAAUUUAUUUUGCAGAGAGGGUGUUGUCUUUAUUGCGCUGAAUUAACUCCACUGAAAAUGAAACACUCUAAAGAGGGUCAAAAGAAAAAAUCAACAACACCAAAAAAGAAGAGCUCUUUCUCCUCCAAACUAGCCACUGCUAGAACAAGUUCGGAGUCAAAAAAUCAUCCUGAGGACAAAACAAGUAGAGUUACUUUUGAUGUUAAAGGAAAUGAUCAGGAUGUCUUGGCUGGGGAAGACAGAAAUGCUCCUUGUGCCAUGGAUACUGACGAUGAUCUUCCAGCCACACAGCCUAUUGAUGACAGAGUUUUGAAAGAUGUUGUGGCCUAUGUGGAAGUUCGAUCCACCAAUGAUAACAGAAGUAAAGCCAUCUGUAGAGAGCUUGUACAGCUUGGUGCUGUGGUUGCGAAAACGUUUUCAAAUGAUGUGACUCAUGUUGUACUCAAAGAAGGUAGCAAGCGCACAAUCACCAAAGCUACAAAGAAAGGGGUUCACUUAGUCUCAGUUCUCUGGGUUGACAG